AUGUCCAACCUUCCUUCUGAGCCCGAGUUCGAGCAGGCCCUCAACGAGGUCACCUCGACCCUCGCGCCCUUCCUCGCCAAGUUCCCCGAGUACAAGAAGGCGCUCGAGAUCAUUCAGAUCCCAGAGCGUGUCAUCCAGUUCCGCGUCGUCUGGGAGGACGACAAGGGCGUCGCCCGCGUCAACCGCGGCUUCCGAGUCCAGUUCAACUCGGCGCUGGGCCCGUACAAGGGCGGCCUCCGUCUGCGUUCGGACGUCAACCUGUCGGUGCUCAAGUUCCUCGGCUUUGAGCAGAUCUUCAAGAACUCGCUGACGGGCCUCAGCAUCGGCGGUGGCAAGGGUGGCUCCGACUUUGACCCCAAGGGCAAGUCGGACGCCGAGAUCCGUCGCUUCUGCAAGUCGUUUGCCACUGAGCUGCAGCGACACAUUGGCGGCGACACCGACAUCCCCGCCGGCGACAUUGGCUUCAGCACCACCGAGGCCGGCUACGUCUUUGGCACGUACAAGCAGAUCAAGAACGAGUGGGUCGGCAUGAUUACGGGCAAGGGCAUGGACUGGGGCGGAUCCAACAUCCGUCCCGAGGCCACCGGCUUCGGGCUGGUCUACUACGUCGAGCACAUGAUUGCGCACCUCGAGGGCGAGGGCGUCGGCUUCAAGGGCAAGACGGUCGUCAUUUCCGGAUCGGGCAACGUGGCGCAGUACGCGGCGCUCAAGGUGAUUGAGCUGGGCGGCACGGUGCUGUCGCUGUCCGACUCCAAGGGCGUGCUGGUCUCCAAGGACGGCAAGGGCUUCACGCCGGAGCACAUUGAGCGCAUCGCCCAGAUCAAGGCCAAGCGUCAGGAGCUCUCGUCGUUUGGCGACGAGAAAGGAAAGUUCGAGUUCCGCAACGACGGCGCGCGGCCCUGGACCAACGUGGAGCGGUACGACGUUGCGCUGCCGUGCGCGACGCAGAACGAGCUCAACGAGCAGGAGGCCGAGGAGGCCAUCAAGCGCGGGUGCCGCUACGUCGCCGAGGGCUCCAACAUGGGGUGCACGCAGGAGGCCAUCAACGUGUUUGAGCGUUCGCGCAUCGAGGGCGGCAAGGCCAAGGCGUGCUGGUACGGGCCGGGCAAGGCGGCCAACGCCGGCGGUGUGGCCGUCUCGGGACUCGAGAUGGCGCAGAACAGCGCGAGGCUGCAGUGGACCAAGGAAGAGGUGGACCAGAAGCUCAAGGACAUCAUGUUCAACGCGUACAACAACUGCCUCACGACGGGCCAGACGUACGCGGCCGAUGGCGACGCCAACGCCAAGGAGAUCCCGUCGCUCGUGGGCGGCGGCAACAUCCACGCCUUCAAGAGGGUGGCCGACGCCAUGCGCGCCCACGGCGACUGGUACUAA
This is a messenger RNA of Pseudozyma flocculosa PF-1, 1374 nucleotides long. RefSeq lists its product as uncharacterized. The coding region runs from base 1 to 1374 and encodes 457 amino acids. NCBI's taxonomy places the organism in Eukaryota, Fungi, Basidiomycota, Ustilaginomycetes, Ustilaginales, Ustilaginaceae. Gene Ontology annotation, cellular component: cytosol. The transcript has 3 exons. The record is from RefSeq and is a predicted model, not a curated record. Gene Ontology annotation, molecular function: L-glutamate dehydrogenase (NADP+) activity.